Fusarium vanettenii 77-13-4 is the source of this 621-nucleotide messenger RNA. RefSeq lists its product as uncharacterized. The transcript has a single exon. The annotation marks the transcript as partial. Gene Ontology annotation, molecular function: pantothenate kinase activity; ATP binding. Gene Ontology annotation, biological process: coenzyme A biosynthetic process. NCBI's taxonomy places the organism in Eukaryota, Fungi, Ascomycota, Sordariomycetes, Hypocreales, Nectriaceae. Gene Ontology annotation, cellular component: nucleus; cytosol. The record is from RefSeq and is a predicted model, not a curated record.
CCGGAUUGCGACAUUUUCACGUUCAAGGAUGACAACAUAAUACCCUCAACUCUACCAACAGACCUCACACGACCUUAUUUGCUCGUAAACAUUGGCUCUGGAGUAUCAUUCUUUCAAGUCUUUGACAAUCGCCGAUGUGAGCGCAUCACGGGUUCGUCAUUUGGAGGUUCUGCCCUCUGUGGACUUUUGUUGCUUCUCACAAAAGCCCGCACCUUUGAUGAGAUGCUUGAACUUGCGGACAAGGGCGAUAACUCUAAUGUCGAUAAGCUGAUUGGAGACAUAUAUGGUGUGGAUUAUACUCGGAUUGGCAUGAAAAUGACUGCUGUUGCAUCGACAUUUUGCAAAGCAUUCAGCAAAGAGCCCCGAUCACAGUAUCACCUCUCCAGAAUAGCAGAAAACGACGCAUCACAAACAAGCAAACCACCCUUUUCGGACGCCGAUAUUUGUCAUUCGCUUGUUUUCGCAUUGUUCAACAACGUUGGACAACUUGCGACACUGCAAUCACGGGUACACGACAAUGCCGACAUUUACUUUACGGGUCCUUACGUUCGAGGGCACCCUCUCAUCAUCAGGACGCUUUGUAUCGCGGUUCGGUACUAUUCUGGAGGAGAAAAGCGAGCG